Molecule: messenger RNA, 1020 nt
Organism: Nematostella vectensis (starlet sea anemone)
Lineage: Eukaryota; Metazoa; Cnidaria; Anthozoa; Actiniaria; Edwardsiidae
Exons: 5
Coding region: 102-476 (124 amino acids)
Source: RefSeq, a predicted model, not a curated record
UAUAUAAACAGCCGCUUGGCCGCAUUCCUUUUAGUUGUCAACAAGCAAGAGAAGAGCAAAAGCAAGAAAAGAGCAAGAGUAAAGAAAAUUUCAAGGCAAAGAUGAAGUUUUUGGUAUUUUUGGGUGUCCUCGUUGCAUCGGUGUUUGCCAGAAACAAAUUUCUCGAAGGCUGUGAAGGGAACAUCUACGGGUGCUGUCGGGACGGCAAAACAGAAGCCUUGGAUCGCUCCGGCAAGGGAUGUGGAGGCAAACCGGCAUAUCAGCCCAAGGCGUGCACCAAGUCGCGGUAUGGCUGCUGUUGGGACGACAGUCCAGCGUCCUCUUGGGACAAGACUCCCGGCUUCGGAUGCCCAGUCUGUCACGACAGUCGGCCCGUCCUGUGCCGGACAUUCCAAAAGUUCUGUACUUCAAGAGCUGGUCCGAUGGCCAGAAAGUUCCUAAGGCAGAAUUGUAAAAUGACCUGCAACUUGUGUUAAGGUCAUCCAAAGUCAUCAUCACAACAUACAAAGUCAUCAUCAUCACAUGCCAUUGCGCACAGGCUGGCAUAAGAGUGAACAGUUUUGUGUGCAACUGAUGUCGCACGAAUCCGCCUUUGUGCGGCUAUGACAAUGUGGUGUUAUCAAGGAGUUCACGCAUACACUUGAUGGAUUGCCAAGUCUAACAAACUAGAAGAAGGCUGCCUUAGGAUUCUUUAGCAUAAAAAAAUGAAAUUACGAUUAUUUUAGCAUUAGGGUUUACUUGUGAGGACUUAAGACUUAAGGGAUCACGACUAAUUGUUCCGUAAGUGAAAUAGAUAAGACCACCCACCAUUAAACAUGUCAUUAUACAGUCAUUAAAGUCUUUUUUUAUUAUUACACCAUCAACAAAGUUGUAACUGUUGACGUGAAAGAACACGUCAAGUGAUAUCAGACGUUUGUUUGUCUAUUUUCUAUUUUCGUGUGAGCUGACGAGCUUCUACGCCUUGCCUUGUUGUCAACUAUAAAACAAAACACAAACAAUUAAAGAUGAAAGAGUUUUACA